Molecule: messenger RNA, 1826 nt
Organism: Daucus carota subsp. sativus
Lineage: Eukaryota; Viridiplantae; Streptophyta; Magnoliopsida; Apiales; Apiaceae
Product: ethylene-responsive transcription factor ERF057
Exons: 1
Coding region: 726-1685 (319 amino acids)
Biological process (GO): regulation of DNA-templated transcription
Cellular component (GO): nucleus
Molecular function (GO): DNA-binding transcription factor activity; sequence-specific DNA binding
Source: RefSeq, a predicted model, not a curated record
UGAAACAAACAAAGUGAGGCCACUUCUAUAUCUGAGUGUUUCUAUUUCAUUCUCUCUUCCCUCCCUCCCCUGUUUCCCCGUUUCUUAGUUCCCUUUCUGUAAUUGUCUGUCUUUCAUUGUUGAAUAUUUAUGGGUUUAUGUUCUUGAUUUUUACCACAACACACACGCACUCUCUCUCUCUCUCUCCCCUCCCUCCCUCUCUACAUCUCUCUCUCUCUCUCUCUCUCCCCCCCCUCUCUCUCUCUCUCUCUCUGUCUCUCUCCCUCUCCCUCCAUCCCUCUCCCUUUCUCUCUCUGUAGAAUCAAAUACAACCCACAAAGAGUUACUUGAAAGCCAGGAGUUUCAGAAAUAUAAAAGAUAAUUUUCCUUUCUUCAUGCAUAAUUGCAUAUUCGUAAAAUCAUUUCUUACUUUCAUGAUAGCAGCUAGGAGGGGUUAUUUUUUGUAUCCCUCAAGUUGGCUAUAAAUAGUUUUCUUCUGCACGAGGAUAACAAAAAGGUUUUAAUUUUACAACAAACCUCUUUGAUCCUUCUUUAUCUUUAUGCAAAACCCGUUUCCUUAAUUUUUACAAGAGAAACAGGUUCUUUAUCUCCACUUUUUUCUUUUUCUAGGUUCUAAGGUUAUAACAUCUUUGUACACAAUUUUAUACUUGUUACCUCUGACAUUUUUCUUUUCAGUUGUGUUUUUACCUUUGCAUAUUAUAUAGGUUUAUUAUUUAGAAGUACUGAUGGCAGCAGCUAUGAAUUUUUACAAUAGCAGCCCAGACUUAUCUAGUGAAGAUCAGCUUAUGAAAGCACUUGAACCUUUUAUGAAGAGUGCUCCUUUACCAUCACCACCUCCUACUAAUACUACUGCACCUUCUACCUCAAAUUCUUUUUCUCCUUUCUCUUCACAGCCCUGUAAUUUAGACCCUUCUUUAAGCCCAGCCCAAAUCUUUUCUCAAGAUUUUUCAACUUCCACCCAAAUGAACUUUGAUCAAACUGGUUCACUAGGACUAAACCAACUCACUCCAUCUCAGAUCCUCCAAAUCCAAUCUCAACUCCACCUCCAGCAACACCAAAACUACUGGGCUUCAAAUUCUUCAUCAGCCCAAAAGCCCCUAAAUUUUCUUGGGCUCAAGCCUGUGGCAAUGAAACAAGGUCAGACUCCAGCAAAGCCCAAAAAGCUUUACAGGGGAGUUAGGCAAAGACACUGGGGUAAAUGGGUUGCUGAAAUUCGUUUACCAAGAAACAGAACCAGGCUUUGGCUUGGCACCUAUGACACGGCUGAAGAAGCCGCUUUAGCUUAUGAUAGAGCUGCUUAUAAGCUGAGGGGUGACUUUGCUAGACUAAAUUUUCCCACUCUAAAGUUGGACCCACAUUACAAAUCACUCCAUUCUUGUAUUGAUGCUAAGCUUGAGGCCAUUUGUAAAAAUUUAACCGAUGUACCUCAGGACAAGAAAUCAAAAACGCCCCUUAAAGCUGCUGUGGAUUCAGUCCCAGCUGAAGCUGACAUUCCUAAGGUAGAUGAUACAAGCAAUCAAAAUUUAAUAUUUUCAGGUCAAGAUUUGUCAGGUGGGUCAUCCCCGGAAUCCGAAUUGACAUACUUGGAUUUCGCUGAGCCAAGAUUUGAUGAGUUGGAGAAUUUUAAGUCACAGGAGAUUCCAUCCAUGGAAAUUGAUUGGGAAGCUCUGUAUUCUUUAUUGUAGUAAAAUAUGUUUUUAAUUUUUCUCUGCAUAGUUUAGUGGCCUCUGCAAUGGAAUUUUUGUCAUUCCCAGAGGUCUAGUAUUAAGUUUUUUUUGUUUUUGUUUUCUUGAAUCAUUAAAAAGUUAAAUUCUUACAUAAAGUAA